Messenger RNA from Ostrinia nubilalis (European corn borer), 2104 nucleotides. It is a transcript of the gene NGR-A23, whose product is annotated as RYamide receptor-like. The record is from RefSeq and is a predicted model, not a curated record. The transcript is spliced from 11 exons. Gene Ontology annotation, biological process: G protein-coupled receptor signaling pathway. Gene Ontology annotation, cellular component: plasma membrane. NCBI's taxonomy places the organism in Eukaryota, Metazoa, Arthropoda, Insecta, Lepidoptera, Crambidae. Gene Ontology annotation, molecular function: neuropeptide Y receptor activity. Bases 563 to 2008 code for a protein of 481 amino acids.
UUCUGAAGCGAGAGACGCACUCGCCUCGCGUCAACCGCGGCGAACGCUUCAGCCGACGGGCACCCGCUCGCGCUGAAAACUUUAUCCCGCGAAACAACUGAACGAGCAAAUCUUGUCAAACAAGAACACUAUGUAAACACACUUAGAUUUUAAUUUAAAUAAGUUAAAAUUUAUUUACACUAUAAAAAGUCGAACUACAAAAAAGUGUUUAGUGACUAUCCAAUUGUUAAGUUGUUGAAGUUUCUAUUCAGUUCUUGUAACACUGUUCAUUGUAAUGUUCCAUGCAAACAUGUCAUUCAGUGUGAAGUGAUACACAAAAAUAUAAGUUAAAGUUUGCCCAACUAAUUUCUACGUGAAGGUUAAAAAAUCUGUAAGUGCGCAAUGUCAACUUUGGGAGCGGGGACAACGAUGCUAAUCGUUCGGCAAACAAGCUGUAAGGCUCGAGUCAAGAGCUACUUGUGUGCCUUGUGUGUUAGCACAGUGAGCUAAGCAGCUCCUGCAGAACAAAGAAAACUAUCAGCCCGCCGCCACCAUUCUCCGAUACGUACUUCAAAACUUCACCAUGGACACAAACCCUUCAAAUACCAGUCAAGACGACGACGCGGACUGGGUCGGCAACUCGUCCAGACUGGAAUACACUGGAAACAAUACCAGCAAUGACACGUUUGACUCGCUGUACGACGUUCCUACAAGCAUGAUAGUGCUACUAUCGUUCCUAUACGGCUCGAUAUCUGUGCUCGCUGUGGUCGGCAAUUUUCUGGUCAUGUGGAUAGUGGCCACUUCCCGCCGCAUGCAGAGCGUCACCAACUGCUACAUUUCCAAUUUAGCUUUAGCUGACAUAGUCAUAGGAUUAUUCGCUGUACCAUUCCAGUUCCAAGCGGCGCUGCUGCAGCGGUGGCUGCUGCCGCACUUCAUGUGCCCCUUCUGCCCGUUCGUGCAGGCGCUCAGCGUCAACGUCAGCGUGUUCACGCUCACCGCCAUCGCCGUCGACCGGCAUCGCGCCAUUAUCACGCCUUUGAGUGCCCACACUUCGAAGAAGGUCGCCAAAGUGAUCAUAGUGCUAAUAUGGUUCUUGGCGCUCUCAUUGGCAGCUCCUAUGGCCAUGUCGUGGGUCGUCAUCAUGGUAGAUGAACAGGACCCAGUAACGAAGAUCUUCUACAAAAAGCCAUUCUGUGCUCCCAGUGAGUUCGGUCUACACUCGCUGGCUAUAUACCGGUUGAUUCUGUAUAUAUUUCAGUACGUCAUCCCGUUGUGCGUAAUCACGUUCGCGUACGCACACAUGGCCAUGAAGCUGUGGGGCGCGCGGGCCCCCGGCACCGCCCUGGAGUCCAGAGACGCUAAUCACAUGAAAAAUAAGAAAAAGGUGAUCAAAAUGUUGGUGCUGGUGGUGGCACUGUUUGCGCUCUGCUGGCUGCCGCUCCAAAGCUACAUGCUGUUACAAUCCUUUUUCCCCUCCAUAAAUGAGUACAGGUACAUCAACGUAAUAUUCUUCUGCUUCGACUGGCUGGCGAUGAGCAACUCCUGCUAUAAUCCCUUCAUAUACGCCAUUUAUAAUGAAAAGUUUAAGAAGGAGUUCAAGCAGCGAUUCACUUUUGGACAGCGGCCUAACAGAUUCGCCAACGAUAGCUACGAGGACGGACAAUCGUGUCGGACACGGAUCUUAUCGUUCCGAUCCACUAACGAACGCAGCGUCUACUCGGCGAGAAAAUCUCUAAACAUCACCCCGAUCGAUAGCAUAAAAAAUCCAGCUCUAAAUCCGUGCCAUUGCUUACGAAAUCAAAACAACAUGAAAGAAAACGGAUUUCGUUUCUUGAAACCCGACGAUUACUCCCACGAUGGCAAUAGAUACAGGAAUAAUGAGGGGACCAGCAGAAGAAAAUAUUCGGGAAAACGAAUGGCUAACGGCAACGAUAUGCCUAUCGGAGACGAACGGGUCACUGAGUUGUAUAUCUUCCCUAAUAGCAAUAUAGUCGAGUUCACGGACAUUACAUACGAAGACAAAGUGUGAAAAGUGAACAGUGAAAUUAUAUUUCCAUUUCAAUGUGAUGUGAUAGAUACAAGGUUAUGUAGAUUUAACGAAAUAAAUUUUAAGUUAAGAGUUAAA